This is a messenger RNA of Tripterygium wilfordii, 1341 nucleotides long. Its product is annotated as methyl-CpG-binding domain-containing protein 11-like. NCBI's taxonomy places the organism in Eukaryota, Viridiplantae, Streptophyta, Magnoliopsida, Celastrales, Celastraceae. Bases 132 to 1109 code for a protein of 325 amino acids. The transcript is spliced from 2 exons. Gene Ontology annotation, molecular function: DNA binding. The record is from RefSeq and is a predicted model, not a curated record.
ACCACGACUCACGAGCAACAACAGACAUAUACAAACUUGCUCUUUCAACGGUUUUUCAGCACACAUAAAUCUUUGACAAGUAGAGUGUUUGGAGAGAAACAGAGGACAGACAGAGAUUUUUCUCCGUGAAAAUGGAGGUUAAGGAGGAGGUUAUUUCGAUUGAGCUCCCAGCUCCUGUUGCUUGGAAAAAAAUGUACUUUCCCAAGAAAGGCACCCCAAGGAAGAUUGAGAUAAUGUUCAUUGCUCCAACUGGAGAGGAGAUUAAUAAUCGGAAACACUUGGAGCAGUACUUGAAGUUGCACCCUAGCAAUCCUUCCAUAUCAGAGUUUGAUUGGGGUACUGGUGAGUCUCCAAGGAGAUCAUCCAGGAUAAGUGAAAAGGUCAAGGCUACUCCAACUCCUGAAAAGGAGCCUCUAAAGAAGCGGGGCCGAAAGUAUGCGCCUUCAAAGAAGGAAGACGAAGAAGCUGAAGCCUCUCCUGAAGAGGCAGAAGUUGAGAAAGAAAUCCAAAUGAAAGAUGCGGAUGCGACUGAGGAUGCAAGCAAGAAUGCAAAUGCAACUGAGGAUGCAAACAAGAAUGCGGACAUAAAUAUAGGAGAAACUGAUGCAGAGGUAUUCAAGAAAGAAGUUAAUAUCAAAGAUGCUGUUGAGGAAACCAAUCCUGACAAUGAGGGAAAAGAAAUUGCCCUUGCUGAAGAACACAAAAGUGUAAUUGAAACUGAAGUCACUGAUGCAAAAGUGGAGGACAAACCUACUGAAGGAGCUGGUGCUACUGAAGUGACUGAAACAGCUGUAGUCUCUGAAGAAAAGAUGUCACAAACUGACACCGAGAAACAGGAAGUGAAUGUGGCAUCUGAGAAGCCACAGGAUGAAAUAACCAUUGAAGCAAAUGGUGGUUCAGGGAAAGAGAACUCUAAUGGAACAGCCUCUGUUUCCGAGGGAGAAAUGAAAGAGAAACUUAAUGUCUUGGAAAAUGAUGUGAAACCCAGCAUGGAAGUGAAUGAGAAGACAAAAUUAAUGGUUGAAGAGGUGAUUGAAAAUGGCAAAGUUGGCCAGAUGGGGCAAACUGAUGCCCCAUUGCUGCCAGGUCCCUCCCCAGUGACUUGCUGAGUCUAGUGCACAGUUAUUCCCGUCCCCAUCUUUUUAGUGAUUGUUACCUUUUGAACUCCUUGGAUGACUGUAAACGUUAAUGUGUAGAUUUAGAAUUAUGUUGUCUAGAUCUGUAGCAUGUAGGGAAAGCAUGAUCCGUUCAUUAGAUUGUGCAACUUCCAUUAGAUUGUGCAGGGAACUCAGAUUGUAGACUCUACGUAUUCGACUUUAAUGGUUACUGGGUUUUAUUAUA